Cylindrotheca closterium is the source of this 3582-nucleotide messenger RNA. Lineage: Eukaryota; Bacillariophyta; Bacillariophyceae; Bacillariales; Bacillariaceae. The record is from the annotation of a GenBank genome assembly.
AUGGAGAAGAUCAGCGAAACAGAGUCCUCUGGGAAAUCAAGCAGUAAUGUUGGGAAGCAAGUGAUCCUGCCAGAGAGGGAGGAUUCCACGCUUGAUGAUAGCAUACAUUUCAAUACAAAUGAGCAAGAAGUGGUUGUUCAAGAUGACGGGAUUGAAAAGGCAGCCAUUAGCUGUCUGCGAUUCUUCGUCCUGUUCCUCAUGAUAGGAUCAACCAUCGGUGCCGGUGUUGCAACCUGGAAAUUCCUCUCAAGUCAAGAGCAGGAAGAUUUCAACAAAGAAUUUGAUGUGAUUGCAGAGGACAUCAAACAGCUUAGCUACAGGCGAAUGACAGAAAAAGCUGACGAUUUUGCAUCCUUGGCAUCUACUUUGACGGGACUAGCAAUCAAUUCCAACACAAUAUGGCCUUUUUUCACAGACUCGAACUUACCUAUGAUCGUUUCAAACUUUAUGGCUACAACGGGAGCGGGUCUCGUAUUCCUUGCACCAUUAGUACAGGGUGAACAAGAAAGAGAAAAAUGGGCCAACUACUCACAGCAAAACCAAGGCUGGAUUGCAGACGGCGUUGAAUUUACAAAACAACAAGGACUGCUGAAUGUUUCAGACAUUUACCCAACCAUCUUUCGGCGCUCGAAUGGAGAAAAUGUCGCAGAGGAAGGCUCGGGGCCAUUUCUUCCGCUUUGGCAAUUUUUUCCGUCUAGGGAUAGCCCACUUGUCAACUUCAAUAUGCUUUCAGAUCCCCACUACAAAGAAGUUUUCAACUCUGUUGUUGAGAGCAAGGAACUCGCAAUGACCGACUACUUGGGCAUCACAAACCAGGACUUAGUGGAACUAAGCGGUCCCGACACUCAAUAUCUUGUAUCUGUCCAACCAACCAGUCUGUUUCUCACACCGGUCUUCAAGGAUUCCACAAACCAAGAAGUUGUUGCAAUCUUGAACUCCGAUGUGAGUUGGCUACCUAUGUUUGCACGGGCAAGUGAUGAGGACAUUCCACCUGUCGAUGUUGUAAUUGAUGAAGGUUGCCAACGAAGGAUCACCAUUCGAAUCACAGCUCAAAAAGCAGAGUUCAUCGGCUUCGUAGACUCCCAUGACUCAACCUAUGAUGAUUAUGAAGUUGCAUUUCCGUUUGCACCAGAUGUACCUUCACAUCACCUCGCUGGUCCUGAUUGCUCCUACACAAUCCGCGUUUUCCCGACGAAAGAAUUCUGGGAAAUAUACCAUACCAGCAAUCCUGGGACAACUGCUGGAAUCGUCACUGCGGCAUUCUUCUUCAUUGGCAUUAUCUUCUACCUUUACGAUGCCGCCGUGCAUUUUCGCCAAAAGCGAAUUCUCAGGGUGGCUUCACAAUCAGAGCAAAUUCUUUCGGUAUUGUAUCCAAAGUCCAUUAGGGAUCGACUUUUUGGUAUUGAAGAAAAGAAAGAAGAAGAACACAAAAGCGUACCUACAACGAAGAGGAAACAAAUGAAAGAGGAUCUUAUUAAGGCUAGCAGGUACCAACUCAAGCAUUUCAUGAAGAGUUCUUCGCCGUCAGGCCAAGGCGACUCAUUGGAAGGCUUCGGCUCCAAGCCAAUUGCCGAUCUAUUUCUCAAUGCGACCGUUAUCUUUGCAGACAUUGCUGGAUUCACCGCAUGGAGUUCUGUCCGCGAGCCUGCUCAAGUAUUCACUCUGCUUGAAACUGUCUAUCGAGCCUUCGACACAAUUGCCAAACGAAAAAAGGUGUUCAAAGUAGAGACGGUUGGGGAUUGCUAUGUGGCGGUCACUGGUUUGCCUGAACCGACCAAGGCGCAUGCAUCAAUCAUGGCUGGAUUCGCUCGAGAUUGCGUAAGCAGGUUCGUCGACUUGGUAAGUGUCUUGGAAACCACGCUUGGACCUGAUACUGGCGAUCUUGGUAUUCGAGUCGGCAUGCAUAGUGGUCCAGUGACGGCCGGUGUCCUGCGUGGAGACAAGUCUCGUUUCCAACUGUUUGGAGAUACCGUCAACACGGCUGCGAGAAUCGAGUCGACUGGUAUGCGUAACAGGAUUCAAAUGUCAGAAGAAACUGCCGAUCUGCUAGCUGCUGCUGGCAAAGUGCACUGGCUACGGCGCCGUGACGAAGUUGUGACAGCCAAGGGUAAAGGAAAGCUGCAAACAUACUGGCUACUCACUAAGGAAGAGGAACGUGCUGAAAUGGAAGCCGCAGCGGAUAAAUUAUCUUCAGAAAACGACAACAGGGCUGUGAUCCAAGAGCAAAUCAACCAGGCUCCAUUGGACAUCAAGACAUGUACUCUUGAAGAGGUCGAAAGUCUCCUCUCGCCCAAGGUUCGAAGGCUUUGCAAGUGGAACGUCGACGUCCUUGCAAAGCUACUUCGUCAGAUCAUUGCCCAUCGCAACUCUUCCGAUGCCGUCCACAGUAGCAACGAAGACGUCCUCUCUGAAAGAGAAAGCGAGAUUCGUGAUCAAUACAUGGUUCUCGAUGAGGUUGUCGAGAUCAUUCCUCUUCCAGGUUUUGAUCCUCGAGUUUACAGGGAACAACAAAACCCAGAAGAAGUCCAUCUUCCAGAUGCUGUCAUCGACCAAAUGCGGCUGUACGUGGCUUGUAUGGCGACGAUGUAUCGUGAUAACGCAUUCCACAACUUCGAGCAUGCUAGUCACGUCAUGAUGUCGGUUUCCAAGCUGCUUUCUCGCAUUGUCUCGGCAGAUGAUGUUUUUAAUGCAGACGAAAACGCAGCAAUGUCAAGGAAUUUACAAUGGUCGAUUCACGAUCACACAUAUGGCAUCACGUCCGACCCCAUGACUCAAUUUAGUGUCAUUUUGGCAGCCCUCGUUCAUGAUCUUGACCAUCUUGGUGUGUCCAACGCUCAGCUCGUCAAAGAAAAUCAUAAACUCGCAAAGGUAUUCAAGAGCCAGAGUGUUGCCGAGCAAAACUCUAUCGUGCUAGCAUGGGAUAUCUUGAUGGAUGAGCGAUUCCAUGACUUCCGACGAAUGAUUUACACGGCUCCGUUUGAACUCGAAAGAUUCCGUCAGCUCAUGGCCAAUACUGUCUUGGCGACCGAUAUCUUUGAUAAGCAGCUGAACACCCUCCGUCGCAAGCGUUGGGAUCUUGCAUUCCAUGGCAGCGCAUCAGCUCUUCAACAAGCUGAGGAUACCACCAGAGACAAUGUCAAUCGCAAGGCUACGAUUGUCAUUGAGCACUUGAUCCAAGCUUCUGAUGUGUCCCACACCAUGCAGCAUUGGCAUAUUUACUGCAAGUGGAAUGAGCGACUAUUCCAAGAGAUGACGGCAGCUCAUAAAGCUGGUCGUCUGGCGUUCGAUCCCGCGGAGAAGUGGUAUGAAGGAGAGAUGGGGUUCUUUGACAAUUAUGUGAUUCCUUUGGCAAAGAAGUUGAAGGAAUGUGGUGUAUUUGGGGUUGCUAGCGAUGAGUACUUGAACUACGCAAUGGAGAACCGUCGCGAAUGGGAAGAAAAGGGACAAGAGUUUGUCGCUGAUCUGGUAAGAAAGCAUGGUCAGAAGAAGUCGACCAGUUCUCGCCUGUCAAAGAGUCCAAAACGGAACAGUAGACGCAUGAGUUUGACUGUUGGCUACAUGUCAAAGGUGGAAUCCGCAUAG